Messenger RNA from Mizuhopecten yessoensis (Yesso scallop), 2466 nucleotides. Its product is annotated as tripartite motif-containing protein 2-like. The transcript has 2 exons. The record is from RefSeq and is a predicted model, not a curated record. Gene Ontology annotation, cellular component: nucleoplasm; chromatin. NCBI's taxonomy places the organism in Eukaryota, Metazoa, Mollusca, Bivalvia, Pectinida, Pectinidae. Gene Ontology annotation, molecular function: ubiquitin-protein transferase activity. Gene Ontology annotation, biological process: positive regulation of DNA-templated transcription. Bases 101 to 2128 code for a protein of 675 amino acids.
UGACGAGGCGUGGCGACGAAGGAGAGGACCGUACCGACGUUUCUGUCAAACUUUGUGACUAAUUGCGAAGAUAGAACAGUACAAAGACACGUCGGUUAACAUGGCGGAGGGUGGGCUGGGACACGAACAGUCGUCGGUAGAUGGCGCCAUGCGUCAGUCCCUUGACUCCCACUUAUUGGAAUGUCCUAUCUGUCUGGAGCAGCUACGACAACCAAAGUCCUUGCCCUGUCUACAUUCGUUUUGUCUGGAAUGCCUGGGUAGCUACAUCACUAAGGAGGUGUCAGGUAAGAUGGCGUCAGCGUCGUCUUUCUCCUGUCCUGUGUGCCGGAAGGUCACUGAGCCAGUGAACCAAUCAGAAGGUAAAGAGAGUUGGGCCGAGCAGUUCCCCACCAACAAUCUGGCGGUCGAAAUAAUCCAGCAUUUACAACAGACGGAUAAGUCGAUCACGUGCAAACCAUGCGAGACUAAAGGAAAUAAGAAUGCCCCGGCGAAGUUUUGGUGUAAACAUAACAACACUUAUUUCUGUACAGACUGCAAAAUAAACGUUCAUGAUUUGCUUCAUGAAGAAUGUGACGUUCAUGACAUUUCUGAAUUAAACAUGUCAGAUAUACUACAACGGAAGGCCUCAGUCACUGGAUGUUGGAAACACAAGGAGAAGAUGGAAUAUUACUGUGAAGAUCAUAAGCUACUUGGAUGCAGUAAAUGUAUCAUCGUCGAUCACCGGAAGUGUGAAGUGGUGACGUCAACAGAGGAUUACCGGGACAAGUUGAGGAAAAGCUCUAAGAUCGAUGAUCUGCUGGAGGAACUUCGUAAAAGCACAGACGCCAUGGAGAUACUGAUAAAGGAUGUAUGUGAGCAACUUAAAACCAUGACACUAGAUCAAGACACUGCGCUGCAAAGUUUGACCGACAUGCGGAAAAAGAUUAAUGAGCGGUUCGAUGUACUACAGAAAGAUCUCACAGACAAACUGAUAUCGGCCUUCAAAGAAGAAAAAGAAAACCUGGAGAUAUCGAAACAGCAAUGUGAACGGCUGAUGUUCUCUAUGCAGAACACGCUGACGUCAUCCGAGGAUGCAGCCUUGGAGGAUGACACUGUUGGAACGAUAUGUCUGUUCCAGAGAGGACAGGCGGAGGUUGAGUCCUGUAAGGAACUCAUACAGGAGUUGGGGAGGUCGUCUAGAUCUACCAGUAUCAAACAUGAAUAUGAUUCGGACAUACUCGCCGUCGGCAACAUCACCAGCCUAACUAUGGGGGAAAUUGUCGUUAAUCAACAGCGAAGGAGACUGCCAUCUACUGUGUAUAGUAGCAUAGUACCGUUAUCGGAACGUCAUUUGAAGACGACGGGGAAGUUCACUAUCAAAGUUGCUUCAGACAAAAACAACUGUAUAGCGUAUGGUGUUGUCUUCCUACCUGGUGGUCGUAUUGUUGUCGGAGACGAUGAAAAUAGAAAGAUGAAACUAUUUACAGAAAAAGGUGAUUUUAAAUUUGAGUUGAAACUUACGGAUGCAUCCUGUGAUCUUUGUAGAAUUGAUAACAACACUGUGGCAGUAAUACUGGACGAAGUCAAAACAAUAUGUAUUGUCAAUGUCGGGGCUUCAACCUUGACAGUUUCAUCGAAAAUCAAGAUUCCAAAGCUUAAGGAAAGCUGUUUUGGUGUCGCAUACCACAAAAACUAUUUCACUGUCGGUACAACAAAAUCAAUUUAUAGUGUACCAGCAAGCGGAAUUGAACCGAAAAAACUUCUCACAACUGGAUCAAAAUGUUUGCACCUCGCAAGCAAUCACAGGAAUGGACACGUCUUUGCUAGUAUCCAUACCUCUACCCCAGACGAGGUGGCCGUGACCCGACUGUCGGACGAUACCCACACAUAUAUAUUGAAGGUCAGUGUCGUGAAAAGUACAACAGGAAUAGACGUGGACAGGGAGGACAACGUAUAUGUUUGUGGAUGGAAUUCAAACAACAUAAUACAGAUGUCUGGGGAUGGUUCAAACGUCAGGGAACUGCUGAAGUCAUCCGAUGGAAUCGAACAUCCGAGGGCGAUUUCUGUGUGGGAGGAUAGGAUAGUGAUCACAAACACAACCAAAUCGUCAGACAAACAGAACUUUGUACACAUCUUCCAGCUCGUUUGAUAAUCAAAAACUGAUAUGGUAUAGAAUUGACAAAAUUAUAUACGAGAAAAUAAAGCCCAUAUGACAAAUGUACUUUAUCAGUGAAACAGUCGUAGGAUUUAUGUUUACGUAAACCUACUACCCUUCAACCGAUCAUCUGGUCUUGCUCCUGUGCUGAAAAGGUCUACGGAUUCAAACUUUGUAAUCGUUCUGAGUCAUGUACCCGACGUUCUCGUCUACACGUUGAUGAAAGAUGAAUUUAAAGUUGACAGAACUUUGUUAUACCAUGUUAUUGGGAAAAACUAAUUAUUAUUAGCAGUGUGUGUAUUAGUAUAUAUCGGUCUAACAGGUGGGCGGGC